This is a messenger RNA of Sinocyclocheilus anshuiensis, 1611 nucleotides long. Its product is annotated as flocculation protein FLO11-like. The coding region runs from base 175 to 1611 and encodes 478 amino acids. Lineage: Eukaryota; Metazoa; Chordata; Actinopteri; Cypriniformes; Cyprinidae. The transcript is spliced from 4 exons. The record is from RefSeq and is a predicted model, not a curated record.
ACUACGACAGAAGGACAGACAACAUCAGAAUUCACUUCAUUUACAACAGAGAUAUCCUCAUCUACUGUAGAACAAACAACAAGCCAGCAGACACAAACCACUCAAUAUACUUCUACCACUGAAACAGAAUCUACAACAACAGCUCCAUCAACAUUUACAACAGCCGUGUCCCCUAUGAGCAAGACCACAUCAGAAUCAUCAACAACUGAAAGUGGUUCAACGCUGGAAACAACAUCAUUCCCAACAGAUACUACUCCAUCUUUAGCAUCGUCUACAGCAGAAGGACAGACAACAUCAGAAUUCACUUCAUCUACAACAGAGAUAUCCUCAUCUAAUGUAGAACAAACAACACGCCAGCAGACACCAUCCACUCAAUAUACCUCUACCACUGAAACAGAAUCUACAACAUUAGCUCCAUCAACAUUUACAACAGCUGUGUCCGCUAUGAGCACAACCACAAUAGAGUCAUCUGCAAGUGAAAGUGGAUCAACAGCGGAAUCAACAUUAACCACAACAGGUACGUCUACGUCUUCACCAUCUACUACGGCAGAAGGACAAAGUACAUCAGAAUUCACUUCAUCAACAACAGAAACAUCUCCAUCCAGUGCAGAGCAAAUAACAAGCCAGCAGACACAAACCAUUCAGUUAAGUAUUACCACAGAAAAAGAAUCUGCAACAACAAGUCAAUCAACACUUACAACAGCUGUGUCCCCUCUGAGCACAACCACAACAGAAUCAUCUACAAGUGAAAGUGGAUCAACAGUGGCAACUAAAUUAUCCACAACAGAUUCUACUCCAUCUUCACCAUCAUCUACAACAAUCGGACAGAUAACAGCAGAAUUCACUUCAUCUACAACAGCGAUAUCUUCAUCUAGUGUAGAACAAACAACAAGCCAGCAGACACAAACCAUUCAGUUAAGUACUACCACAGAAAAAGAAUCUGCAGCGACAAGUCAAUCAACAUUUACACCCGCUGUGUCUCCUAUAAGCACGACCACAUUAGAAUCAUCAAAACCUGAAAGUGGCUCAACACUGGAAACAACAUCAUCCACAUCAGAUAUUUCUGCAUCUUCACCAUCGUCUAAAACAGAAGGUCAGACGACGUCAGAAUUUACUUCAUCUACAGCAAUAUCUUCAUCUAGUGUAGAACAAACAACAAGCCCGCUGACACAAACCAUUCAGUAUACUUCUACCACUGGAACUGAAUCUACAACAUUAGCUCCAACAACAUUUACAACAACUUUGUCCCCUCUGAGCACAACCACUGCUGAACAAACAAGUCAGCAGACACAAACCACUACUUCAAUUUCAAGCACAGAAAUACAUUCAACACAGUCAAUUCAUUCGACAUUUCCACCACUGGAAACCAUUGGAUCAAGUUCUCCAGACUCACCUGCCUCACUCGCUACAACUUCCCCCAUUUUAGUAAAUGGCUCAUCAACAGUUACUUGGUCUGAAAGCAUACCCACAAGGAAUGCAAGUAUCUCUCUCGAAAUUAUGAUGCACUAUCUUACACAGUAUGAAGAUGUGAACUCUCCAGAAUCAAAAAAACUAAUUUCCAUCUUAAAACGUGAGCUUUCAAUCCUUUGUAAAAAGGCUAAGGUAAGUUGA